Stylonychia lemnae is the source of this 2433-nucleotide messenger RNA. The record is from the annotation of a GenBank genome assembly. Lineage: Eukaryota; Ciliophora; Spirotrichea; Sporadotrichida; Oxytrichidae.
AUGUAGUUUUUGAAAUUGUGCUGCUGGAAAGAUGCUUUAAGAGCAGAUAUUGAAUUAGGAGGUAUUAAGAAGCGGAAUAAUGGAGAACCCUAAUUAGUUUUGAAUGUUUCGAUAACCUAUGGAAGUAUUAGAAGUAACACAGAUUUUUUAUAUUUGCAACCAUAAAAAGAUCCAAAUCAAGCGAGAUAAGAGCUUAAAAGCAUCACUAACACCAGUACAGCUAGUUCUUAAGUGCCAAGAUUUCAUGAUAAUCUAGGACUUAGAGACAGAGAUAACAUACCCAAGAGGUUAAAAGAUGUAAAGUAGGAGAGAGUUAUUCUUAUUGAGAAGGACACAAAUUUGUGUGAUAAUAUCGGUCAUGGUUAUAUUGAUUUGCAGACUUAGAAAGGGAAUUAUAAGGUAUACUAUUUGAGAAUUGAAAAUGAGCAAAGAAUUCUAUCAAAUAGCAGACUAGAAGUAAUUGGUGAAAGUGUGAUGUUUACGCUAGACUAGUUAAAUAGUGAAAGCGAUAAAAGUAGAGAUAAAUUGAGAGAAUAAAGCUCAAGUGAAUAAUAAAAAUCUUACGAGGAAUCAUACUCUUACACAAAUCAAGAUUCCUAUAAUUUAGUAAAAAGAUAACUUUAAGGGAGUCCGAACUCCUAUGCUGAGUCAAGUUUAGAUUCUGCUGUACUUAUGAGAUAAAUAUAAUCAAACCCAGUUGCUAAUUCAUAUUCUCAAUCUAUGUUAUCAUCAGAUUAAACUAAAUUAAUUGGAUAAAAUUCAUAGUAUGAUGGAGAUUCAGGUUCGAUUUCAUACUAGCAUUAAUCUAAUUAGUAUGAUAACCAGUAAUCUUCUAAUUCCUAAUUUUAUUCAGAAGGUAACAGCAGAUAGAGCCAAAAUUAAUCUCAAUCAAUUAUUGUGAAGAAAGAUGCUGAUGACUCACUCCUCUAUUCAAAAUCAAAUCAAUCAAAAAGUAAACAUAGAAGAGGGCAAAAUAUGCAAUUUGUACUUGAAGACUUAUCAAAUCAAAACAUUGCAAGAAGAAUAAAUUAAAAGUAAUAAAAUUAAGGAUAAGGUAGUAAUUUAAGCAUAAGAAAAAGAAUUGCACCUAGUGGAAAAGAAAAUUUAACUGAAAUUAGGCCAAAAAGAGGAGGAGAAAAUAUGGACUAAAAACCUUACUCGCUUACAGCAGCAAGUCUAAUGAAGAAGAAAAAUCUAUUUGGUGGGCCUUCAAGAAAUUUUCAAAACAUGCUUACUGAGGAAGAUGAUUUAGAUGUUAGAUAUGUAGACAAUAUUGAUAGUAUUGCCCCACUUCAGUAUUAUCCAUAGACAAAAACUUAUUUUAAGUGCUCAAUCUAUUCUCCAUCAAAUAGACUCUUCACUGUAAAUGAAGAAGUUAAUUCAACUUAGAGUGACCUAGGAGAUUUUACAUAAUCUCAUAUAGUAAAUGGGUUAAGAGUAUCUGGGUUGUUGUUUUCAUAAAAGAAGGCAUAACAAGUAAGCGAUAGAAUCAUUGAUGAAAAUUAAAAAAUUGAGGAGGAGGAAAACGAUGAUGAAGAUCCUGGAAAUCUUUCAGAAGGUAUGAUUUUACCUUAGACUCCAACACCAAAGAUCAUUUAGCAAAUGAAAAAUCAUAACUUAAAUGAUGAAAUUAGUGCAAAAAUAUCUAAUGGUAUAUCAGGUACUCAUACGCGCACAAGUUCAACAAAAGCUUAAUCUCUGAGAGGCUCUAUCCAUUUAUAAAAGCCAUUAGGUUCACAUUUCUCAUCAAUAACAUCUCUGCAUCCUCCAAUAACAAAUAAUUCAAUUAAAAACAUAGAAAAGAUUGAUAAGCAGCUCUUGAAUAAAUUUUUAAGAGAAACUUUCUCUGGAGUAUUACCUUAAGAAAGUGGUAUAUAACGAUUUAAGAGAGAAAAAAAUGGAGACUCAAUAGAUGAUCUAAAUGACGAUGUCUAAAAAUAUAUAUAACCGAUGCCUAGCUCAUUUGUUGUUCAGGGCGAGUCUGAUUUUCUUUUGAAAGGCCAGACAUUUGGGUAGCAAAAAUAAAGUGAUCCUGUAAUAUCAUAUGGAGGACCAGAAGCUUCAAUUAAAUAAAGAAAGAAGUCAAUUGAAAGCAUUGGCAAACUUUCUAGAGGUUCUUAAAAAAAGAAAAAUCUUCUAUCUGUUGAAAAGACACUUAUUAAAAUUCCUUAAGCUGUUGGAUCAAGAAAGAGUUCAAAUCAUGUAUCUUCAAAUGGAUCUGUAAAUGAUAAAUCAGAAUAAAGCCCUGAAACGUAUUAUGAUGAAGAAAACAGAAAAGUUUUUAUAAUCUAAAAUAACUUUGAACAAGGCCAGCAAGUAUAGCACUGCAUUAAAUGGGAGGAGAAUACUGAUUUAAAGCUAGUAGGUCGUGCAAUAGAUGAUGUCAUCACAAAAGUAAAAAAGCUAGCCUCCCCUCAAAAGUUAUAAUUAUGA